Molecule: messenger RNA, 966 nt
Organism: Phalaenopsis equestris
Lineage: Eukaryota; Viridiplantae; Streptophyta; Magnoliopsida; Asparagales; Orchidaceae
Product: abscisic acid receptor PYL8-like
Exons: 3
Coding region: 34-825 (263 amino acids)
Biological process (GO): abscisic acid-activated signaling pathway
Cellular component (GO): nucleus; cytoplasm
Molecular function (GO): abscisic acid binding; signaling receptor activity; protein phosphatase inhibitor activity
Source: RefSeq, a predicted model, not a curated record
AACAUAUCUUUAUUACCUUUUCUCGGAGGUGAAAUGGAGUCCAGCAACGAUCGGAGUCUCCCACUGAGAAGAAGAAGAAGAAGAAGGGAGAAGAAGAAGAAGGGGGAGAGAGAGAGAGAGAGAGAGAGAGAGAGGGUGGAAGUGAAAAGGGGAAUAGGAAGAAGAGAGGCGAAUCGCUCGAAUCGGCGAGAUUGGAAUAUGGUGGGGGAGAGCAGGGCAAGGGGGAGAACCAGCGAUACGGCUGUCGGCGGAGGUUGGUGGGCCGACGACAUGAGCUUGAACCUGUGCAGGGCGAUGGAGUCGGAGUAUGUUCGAAGGCAUCACAGGCAUGAGCUGAUUGAGAAUCAGUGCAGCUCCGCCCUGAUCAAGCACAUAAAAGCCCCGGUUCAUCUGGUAUGGUCUCUGGUGAGGAGAUUUGAUCAGCCGCAGAAGUACAAGCCCUUUGUGAGUAGAUGUGUGGUUCAAGGGGAUUUGGAGAUUGGAAGUGUUAGGGAAGUGAAUGUGAAGUCUGGGCUUCCGGCCACUACCAGUACUGAGAGGCUAGAGCUGCUUGAUGACGAUGAACACAUAUUUGGGAUCAAGAUCGUUGGAGGGGAUCAUCGAUUACAGAACUACUCAUCAAUCGUUACCGUCCACCCUGAGUGCAUCGACGGAAGGCCCGGUACCUUGGUCAUCGAGUCAUUCGUCGUCGACGUUCCUGAUGGAAACACGAAGGACGAGACAUGCUUCUUCGUUGAGGCCCUCAUCAAAUGCAACCUCAAGUCUUUGGCCGACGUAUCGGAGCGCCUUGCCAUGGAAGAUCACACCGAACCCAUUGAUAUGUGAUGAUAAUUUUUAUUGUUGCUCAAUUGCUUCUCAAUUCUCUUCUUCUCUAUGUUUGUUUUAGAGCUCCAGUUUAAGGAAAUCACUGUAAAUAUUUGUUGACAUUUUCUUGUUCUCUGAAACAAAGUGAGCUUUUGAAUCGGA